Molecule: messenger RNA, 1494 nt
Organism: Gaeumannomyces tritici R3-111a-1
Lineage: Eukaryota; Fungi; Ascomycota; Sordariomycetes; Magnaporthales; Magnaporthaceae
Product: alpha-amylase
Exons: 10
Coding region: 1-1494 (497 amino acids)
Biological process (GO): carbohydrate metabolic process
Molecular function (GO): calcium ion binding; hydrolase activity, hydrolyzing O-glycosyl compounds
Source: RefSeq, a predicted model, not a curated record
AUGGGGUCCCAAGAACCAACCCCCGAGAACAUGACCAUGAUGCAGGGAUUCGAAUGGUAUGUGCCUGCCGAUGGUAAGCACUGGGUACGGCUGGAUAAGAGAAUCCCUCAGCUAAAGGCCUGGGGCAUCGACAACAUCUGGGUACCUCCGGGAUGCAAGGGGUCCAGCAACGAGGGCAACGGAUACGAUAUCUAUGACCUAUACGAUCUGGGCGAGUUUGACCAGAAGGGCUCCGUGGCUACAAAAUGGGGCACCAAGGAGGAGCUGCAGAGGCUCUGCUCCAACGCCAAAAAGAAUGGCGUUGGCAUCUACUGGGACGCGGUCCUUAACCACAAGUUCGCUGCCGACCACAAGGAGAAAUGCCCAGCCGCAGAGGUGGAUGAGGAGGACCGGAACAAGUUCAUCAGCGACAAAUAUGAGAUCACAGCGUGGGUUGGCUUCGAUUUUCCAGGCCGGAAGGGCAAAUACUCUGAGCAAAAGUACCACUGGUACCACUUCAGUGGCGUCGACUUCGACGCCGCAAGUGGCAAGAAGGGCAUCUUCAAGAUCAUGGGUGAGCACGACCAGGGAUGGGCCGACGAUGGAGACGUCGACAGCGAGAAGGGAAACUACGACUACCUCAUGGGCUCAGACCUGGACUACUCCCACCCGGAGGUCGAGAAGGACGUGCUGGACUGGGGCGGCUGGCUCGCCGGCGAGCUACCCCUGGCGGGGAUCCGCUUCGACGCGAUCAAGCACUACAGCGAGGACUUUUUGCGCAAGUUCAUCACCAUGUUGGACGAAAAGUACGGCCGCGGCUGGUUCUUUAUCUCGCAGGGCGACGGCGCCGACAUGCGCAAGGUGUUUGACGACACGCUGGUGCAGCGCGAGCCCAUCAACGCCGUUCCCUAUCAGGCUCUUGAGGCCCCGAUCGCCGACUGGUUCAGGCCGCUCGCCUAUGCGCUGAUCCUCCUGCGCGCCUCGGGCUACCCCUGCGUUUGGUACGGCGAUCUAUACGGCAUCAAGGGAGAGCACCCCUUCCCUCCCAGCUGCGGCGGCGCGCUGCCCAAGCUGAUGCUUGCCCGCAAGCUCUAUGCGCCUCGCUUUGCAUACCCAAUGCGGCCAUCCCCCAGCCCCGGCAUUGAUGUCGAGAUUAAAGUCAAGGGCCUGGAACUAACCUCUCGAGUCGCAACCGCAACCACCCACCACAUCCAGUACGGCGAGCAAGCCGACUACUUCGACUUCGCGACCUGCCUGGGCUGGGUAAAGUACGGCACCUGGGACCGGCCGCACGGGUGCGCCGCGGUGCUCAGCAACGCCGGGCCCGGCGAGAAGCGAAUGCACGUGGGCGAGAUCCACGCCGGCGAGCGCUGGACCGACGUGCUCGGCUGGUCGGACCGCGAGGUGGAGAUCGGGCCCGACGGCUUCGGCGUCUUCCCCUGCGGCCAGUGCAGCGUCAGCGUCUACGCCAACAAGGACGCCGAAGGGCGAGAGCGGUUCUCGGAAGAUUUGUGA